Saccostrea cuccullata (small rock oyster) is the source of this 796-nucleotide messenger RNA. Its product is annotated as cubilin-like. The coding region runs from base 8 to 670 and encodes 220 amino acids. Gene Ontology annotation, molecular function: serine-type endopeptidase activity. The record is from RefSeq and is a predicted model, not a curated record. Lineage: Eukaryota; Metazoa; Mollusca; Bivalvia; Ostreida; Ostreidae. The transcript has 6 exons.
AAAAAAAAUGUAUUCCUAUUUAAUACUGACAUUCACUCCAUUCGCUUGUGGAAAAUUUGAAUUCACAUUGUUAGAAGCCACUGAAGACAACCGAGAUGGAUAUAUAGUGUCUCCUGGAUACCCGUCAAUAUAUCCAAACAAUGCUAAUUAUACCUGGAUGAUUAAAACAGGAUACUUAGCAUACGUUUAUUUCUUCAUUACCUUCAUGGAUAUCAAAAUAUCGCAGACAAACCAAUGUAACGACUUUCUACAGAUAACAGAGACUGAUCCAUGCUGCUACACGCCACUAAAAAGAUGUGGUCAGUUCAAUAAAAUACCUAUAUUAACCAGGGGGAAGAAAAUUCGGGUUUCUUUUGUGUCAGACAGAAGUGAAACAGGGGAAGGAUUUUUUCUGUUUUGGAAUGUGUCGUCCAUAAAAACAAGGCCACUUGUGACAACAAGGAGCAAAACACAGAUAACAACAUUUUUACAAGGCACUACAAUAGACGCGGGAGCAACUCCGAUGACAACAACGUCAGUAACAUCGGAGACAACAACAUGGACAGUUUCAACAACAUUUAUACUCCCACUACCUAAAACACCAACAAUACAAACAAAUGACAGAAAUUUUCAAGGAUGCUGGAUUUCUUGCGUAUUGUUUCUUCAAAAAUGUAUGCAAAUUCAAUUUUGACAUUCACGACAUUAACUUGUAUUUCAAUUAAUUGGUAAGUGAUUUCUUUUUUAAAGUAUAUAUGCUCAAAUUUUAUAUUUUUUUAAUCGAUAAAGAUAAAAUUAAUUUGAUUUCUGAUCCUUUGAA